This is a messenger RNA of Caenorhabditis remanei, 831 nucleotides long. RefSeq lists its product as uncharacterized. The record is from RefSeq and is a predicted model, not a curated record. Bases 1 to 831 code for a protein of 276 amino acids. The transcript is spliced from 6 exons. Lineage: Eukaryota; Metazoa; Nematoda; Chromadorea; Rhabditida; Rhabditidae.
AUGGCUGACGAUAAUGCUGGGAUUCAUAUUAAUGCUGAGAGGGAAAACGCAGCCGUGAAACUAAGGAAUGCCAUGGCAGCUUACUUAGAACAUGAACAAACUCUUUUGCAACUCAAUGCGUUUUUAGCAAGAAUGCACGGUAUCAAUCUGGACCGUCAGGAAAGAGAAGUGAGGAACCUCUAUCUUCAGGAGAUUCAUCCGAAGAUGUUGGAGAUUCGAGAAAUUAGAGAAAAUCAUACGGAGGAGGACCCGCUGGGUGCUCCGUUUGUCGAGUUGAUUGAGCAACUGACGAACUCUGAGUUAAAUGCCGAUGAGGAUGAACUUAACGCCAGGAAAGAGAGAUUACUCGCCUUAGCAGCCGAGGUCUGCGAGAAACUAGGGGGGAUCCAAUUCCGUCUUCACUCUGUCAUUGGCCCUUACACCGAGAGAAUUCACCUCGAAAUCUUCCAAAACUUACUCACAGCUUAUGGAGACCUCCUGCAGGUUCAAGAAGGGGUUUUGAAUUGGUACCACGGAAUAGAGCAUGGUAACAAUGAGACGACUGUCCAUGAGAAAAUGAACUGCGGGGCGAAGAUAACUGGGACAAUUAUCUUCUUUUUGACCGAAGUGACAUUGAAACUGCCAGGAUUUGAUAUUGAGCCUAAUCGACGGGAUGAUAUCAAUGACAUAAUCAAUCGCUCUAUCCGCCUAUACAUCCCUGAACAGUUCUUCGAGUUUGUUCGAGCUCUUGCCAAUAACCAACGUCUGCCGAAUUUGGAGAAUUCUCUUGAGGAAAGUCGUGUCACGAUUAAUUCGCUAGUAGACGAUAUCGAGGGACUAACUAAUUAUUGA